Messenger RNA from Zootoca vivipara (common lizard), 415 nucleotides. It is a transcript of the gene MIURF, whose product is annotated as mitochondrial elongation factor 1 upstream open reading frame. The record is from RefSeq and is a predicted model, not a curated record. Lineage: Eukaryota; Metazoa; Chordata; Lepidosauria; Squamata; Lacertidae.
AGCGCGGCCUUUUUGUGGAUGUUUUUUUCCCUUGACGUUUCCAUAGCGAAGGAGGUCGUGCCCCGGAAGAGAAGCCGCCAUGUUGCCGAGUGACCCCGCGAGCUGUGCCGGGAGCGGGAAGAGGUGGGCUCUGAGCAGCCCCUGAAACGCGACGGUCUCCUCUCCUCCGCGCAGUUUGCCCGCCCUCCACUCAUCCUCCAUGGCAGCGUGGACCCGUGAAGCAGUGCUGAACCUUUAUCGGGCUCUACUGCGUCAGGGACGUGGCCUGCGCUAUACUGACCGUGAUUUCUACUUCGACACAAUCCGGCGGGAAUUCCGCAAGAACCAACAGCUUGAGCAGCUCAAAGAUAAGGAGAGACAGCUGGAGAAGGGCCAGGCUUUCUUGCACUCCAAACUUGGGGGGUUGGUUUAGAGA